Molecule: messenger RNA, 2724 nt
Organism: Danaus chrysippus (African queen)
Lineage: Eukaryota; Metazoa; Arthropoda; Insecta; Lepidoptera; Nymphalidae
Source: the annotation of a GenBank genome assembly
AUGAAUAAUAACCUGCGGGAUGAUAGUAUUGCUGCGGCCUUAUUGGAAGAAAAUGAAUCUUUGUCGGAUGAUGAAAUCUUUCUGCCUUCUAGUGAUGACGAAUCGGAUCAUAUCAGCGAAGCUUCUGAAGUUCCAAGUGAUACGGACGUGGAAGAUGCCGAAAUAAACAUUGAACCACAUUCAGAUGAUACGACAUCAACACUUCAACCAUUUUAUCUAGGAAAAGAUGGAAGAACAAAGUGGUAUAAAUCGCCACCGCGAACCAAAGUUCGAACAAGGGCCGAAAAUCUUAUUACUCAUUUGCCUGGAUGUAAAUAUGCAGCUCGACAUAAAAAAACUCACCAAGAAUGCUUCGAGACCUUUUUCACUGAUGAAAUCGUUGACAUUGUUUUGAAGAAUACGAACCAGAAGAUUUCUUUGAGAAUGGAGAACUCUACGUCUAAUUCAACAUACGGGGAAACUGACAAAGCUGAGAUAAAAGCCGUUUUUGGGCUGUUGUUCUUGGCAGGGUUGUUUAGAUCUGGUCGGCAAAGUCUUAUAGACUUAUGGAGUAAUGACGGCACAGGAAUUGAAGUAUUUAGAAAUACUAUGACGAGGCAAAGAUUUUCGUUUUUGAUAAAUAGCUUGAGAUUUGAUGAUUCAUCAACUCGUACAGCUAGAGUGGCUGACGAUCGCUUGGCUCCAAUUCGAGAUAUUUUUGAAAUAUUCGUCAAAAACUGUCAGAAUGCCUAUACACCGUAUGAAUACUUGACCAUAGAUGAAGAACUCGUGGCAUUUAGAGGAAGAUGUAGCUUUCGUCAGUACAUACCAUCCAAGCCAGCUAAGUAUGGGUUGAAAAUUUACGCGUUAGUGGAUGCUAAAACAUUUUACACAAUGAACUUGGAAAUUUAUUGUGGAAAACAUCCUGACAACAGUCCUUAUACAGUGAGUAAUAAGCCUUUUGAUGUUGUCGAUCGUUUGGUGAGAUGCGUGUCUGGAUCAGGAAGAAACAUCACCAUGGAUAACUUUUUUAUGAGUUAUGAAACAGCUGAAAAUUUGCUCAAAAACCACAAAUUGACUGCCGUUGGUACACUAAGGUCGAACAAGACAUGCAUUCCACUCCAGUUCAAGGCUCGACGUGAAGAAAAAUCAUCUGUUUUUGGAUUUCAAAAAGACAUUACUAUUGUAUCCUACAUACCAAAGCCGCGAAAAUGUGUACAUAUGAUGUCCUCAUUACAUCAUGAUGAUGAGGUGGAUCCAGAAAGCGGAGACCAAAGAAAACCGUCUAUCAUCACAUUUUACAACUCGACAAAAAGUGGAGUUGAUGUAGUUGAUAAACUUGCGAGAACAUACGAUGUCUCCCGCAACUGUAAGCGCUGGCCUCUUACCGUAUUUUUUUCCAUGUUGAACCAUGCUGGUAUAAAUGGUUUUAUUGUGUAUAUGCUGAAUAAUGGCAUUGAAAGGAACAAAACCAAUCUAAGGAAGAACUUUAUCAAGCGAUUGGGACUUUCUUUAAUCGAAGAGCACCACAGGAAAAGAAAGGAUAAUCCACAUAUACCACGAGAAAUAAGAAGACGUGUGUGUGAAAUGCUGAAUGAAGAAGCUCCAGCACCACCACAAAAGCAACCAAGAAGACACGGCGAACAAUGGCGGACAUUCCGAUCGAAGGUUCAACGACCUAUACUCCAGCCUCAAACUGUGAAGAAGUAUGUGACGCCAAUCGAGAUGGUCACUCAGGAUUUUAUAAAAUAUAUGGAGAACGCAAGGGACGAAAACAACGAUCUACCGCAUGAGUUUGACAAUGACAUACAUCGGUGGUCCUUGGAAUGUAUCGGUCGUGUGGCGUUGGACGUUAGACUUGGUUGUCUGUCAUCUGAUGCAUCAAACGAAGAACCGCAGCGUAUUAUAGAUGCAGCCAAAUUCGCGUUGCGCAACGUUGCUGUACUGGAACUAAAGGCGCCCUACUGGAGAUACAUCCCAACACCUUUGUGGACCAAAUAUGUGAAUAACAUGAACUUCUUCGUUGAAUUAUGCUCAAAAUACAUCAACGAAGCUCUUGAGCGUUUGAAAAGCAAGCAGGUGACUUCUGAGAACGACUUGUCAUUAUUGGAGAGAGUGUUGCAAAGCGAAGGGGACCCCAAGAUUGCCACUAUAAUGGCGCUUGAUUUAAUACUUGUCGGCAUUGAUACGAUCUCAAUGGCGGUAUGUUCAAUAUUAUACCAAGCGGCGACAAGAUUGAAACAACAAGAGAAAAUGGCUGAAGAAAUAAGAAGAGUGUUGCCAGAUCCUGAUAAACCUAUCACUUACUCUGAUUUGGACAAAUUACAUUACACCAAGGCUUUCGUUAGAGAAGUUUUUAGAAUGUACUCGACUGUAAUCGGCAAUGGAAGGACAUUACAAGAAGAUGACGUGAUAUGUGGAUAUCACAUUCCCAAGGGGGUACAAGUUGUAUUUCCAACGAUCGUAACAGGUAAUAUGGAGCAAUUCGUUUCCAAUCCUCAUGAGUUCAGACCCGAACGUUGGUUGGAAUCUAAUGGAAGGUUACAUUCAUUCGCUUCUUUGCCUUACGGCUUCGGAGCCCGGAUAUGUUUGGGAAGACGGUUCGCUGAUUUGGAGAUUCAGGUCCUUUUGGCUAAGUUGCUUCGUCGUUACCGUCUCGAGUAUCAUCACGAGCCGUUAGAAUACGCCGUCACAUUCAUGUACGCACCCGACGGACCAUUAAGACUGAGGAUGAUAGAACGAUAG